UCCCAGGCUGCCCCGCGCGCGCGCGCCGACAGUUCGGCCACGUCCCUGGCCACGUCGCGGCCGCUCUCGCCAUCUUCGCCGCUUCCUCUCAGGGGCUGCUGCUGCCUGAGCCGCCGAGCUCCGGGGCCGACGCGCUGCGCCGACCGCCGCCAUGAACAUCUUCCGGCUGACCGGGGACCUGUCCCACCUGGCGGCCAUCGUUAUCCUGCUGCUGAAGAUCUGGAAGACGCGUUCCUGCGCGGGUAUUUCUGGGAAAAGCCAGCUUCUGUUUGCACUGGUCUUCACAACUCGUUACCUGGAUCUUUUUACUUCAUUUAUUUCAUUAUAUAAUACAUCUAUGAAGGUUAUCUACCUUGCCUGCUCCUAUGCCACAGUGUACCUGAUCUACCUGAAAUUUAAGGCAACCUAUGAUGGAAAUCACGAUACCUUCCGAGUGGAAUUUCUGGUGGUCCCUGUGGGAGGCCUCUCGUUUCUAGUCAAUCAUGAUUUCUCUCCUCUUGAGAUCCUCUGGACCUUCUCCAUCUACCUGGAGUCUGUGGCUAUCCUUCCGCAGCUCUUUAUGAUCAGCAAGACUGGGGAGGCCGAGACCAUUACCACCCACUACCUGUUCUUCCUGGGCCUCUAUCGCGCUUUGUAUCUUGUGAACUGGAUCUGGCGCUUCUACUUUGAGGGCUUCUUUGACCUCAUUGCUGUGGUCGCCGGCGUAGUCCAGACUAUCCUAUACUGUGACUUCUUCUACUUGUACAUUACAAAAGUACUCAAGGGAAAGAAGCUCAGUUUGCCAGCAUAAGUGCCAAAGACCAUCACCAGCAUCUGUCCUUCAGGGUGCUUGGACAGAAUUCUUACCACAGCAAAGGCAUAAGAUGCUUGAUACGGAAAAUCAGAAACUUAACUCUUUUGUUGCAGAUAGUCAUCAGUGGCUCUGUAAGAACGCAGAGGAAAAGAGCCAGAAGGUUUCUGUUUAAUGCAUCUUGCCUUAUCUUUUUUUAUUACUGUGUACAAAGAUUUUUUACACAAAGAAACUUAAUGCUGUAUUAAUAAAUUCAGUGUGUAGCUUCAAUUGGGAUAGUUUCAAAAGUGAAGAUUUUGUGAGGAAUAAGUGCAAAUGUUCUUUUUUUAUUUUAAAAAAAUUCUUUGAAACUGUUAAGUCUUUGUGUCUGCAAUGAAAUUGUACUCCUUGACAGUUGGUAGAUUAUAUAUUCUUCCACCUAUCAAAAUUGCAUUCCACUAUAUUUAUUUUUUGCCAAAAGAUGAGCUCUAUUUGUUUGAAAUCUGAGACACUAUGUUCAAUUGGCUGUAUCUGUUCAAAUUUAUUCCCAUGUGAUGUGGAACUCCUUUGUUGGAUGUCACAACACUACAUUUAAGGUUGGUAAGGAUGACUUGCAGGUCCAUGGUUUUCAUUACCGAAAUUUUAAGAUUCUGAAUGUCGAUGGAGUCUCACUGAAGAGUUACCAAAGGUGCCUGCCCUCCUUCCCUGCUGGAACGUGUCAGUUGGAGACUGUCCCAAGGGUGCCGAAGAAUCCAGUGGCAGGGGUUCUGGCUGUUUUCCGUCUGAGUGUGGGAUGGGAGGGGUGUUCAUGAUCAUUUGGAUAUAGGAGUCUACUGCUAUGAGGAAUGGAACACAAGUAGUUAACCUAUCACUUUCAUUUACAAUGCCAAAAGAUGACUACAACCACGUCCCUGCUCAGAUUCAAACAGUUUUCCGCAUCACUUUUUGGUGGUAAGAUGAUUUACAGUUGUUGUUUUUUUUUUUAGUUGACAGCACCACUUACCAUUCCUUAUAUUCUUUUUGUUCUGUGUGGUUUUUUUUCUUUUUAUUUAACCCACAGUCAACAUCAUAGUUUCUCAUUUUGUUUUACUGAGCUCUUGUAUGACUUAUGUUACCAUCCUAAAAAACACUAUUAAAUAUAGAAUAAAUUAUCCUUUUUAUGAAUUAGGCUUUU
Saimiri boliviensis boliviensis (Bolivian squirrel monkey) is the source of this 1943-nucleotide messenger RNA. It is a transcript of the gene KDELR2, whose product is annotated as KDEL endoplasmic reticulum protein retention receptor 2. Gene Ontology annotation, biological process: protein retention in ER lumen. Gene Ontology annotation, molecular function: ER lumen protein retrieval receptor activity. Gene Ontology annotation, cellular component: membrane. The record is from RefSeq and is a predicted model, not a curated record. NCBI's taxonomy places the organism in Eukaryota, Metazoa, Chordata, Mammalia, Primates, Cebidae.